UUUUCUUCCUUACUCCUUCGGAAUCCGUCCGGCCCCUCCAACCCGUAGACGUUGGACUGCUCUGCACAAAACUCAGUUUACGAGGUCGUUUUCCAACACAGCUAUACGCCAUCAUCCUAUUUUUCUAGCCCGAUUCUUCGGCAGCCCAACGAUCAGGCUUUUCACGCCUACACUGGGCGCAGCACGUCUUAUGCAACCAUGGCAGCCGAAACUGAGAAUCAUGUCAAUGAGAAGGGCUUCAAAUCAUUUCUGGGAGACAAAUUUAUAUCUCCAGUAGAUCAAACUGGAUUGGACAGUCUCGACAUUCUCAACCAGCUAUUCACACAAGUUCUCAAUGGAGAAUUACACACUGAGGCCGUAAAGAUCAAGGAAAAUUCACAUGUCCUGGAUCUUGGCUGCGGAAGCGGCCUCUGGGUGAUGCUUAUGGCCCUAGACCACUUGACGCCCGGAACCGGAGUCUUUGAACAGUUUGAGAUCGAUUUGCGAUUCCAGUGCUCCUCUGGCCUCAUUCCAGACGCCUUAAACCAGUGGGCAGAUAAGCUUCACCAGGCCAUGGAAGAGCAUGGCAUGUCUAUGCGAUGCGACCCCGAGGAAAUUCGAUGCAUGCUGCUCAAAAGCGGCUUUGACAACGUUGAAGAGCGGGCGAUUGUUCUUCCAAUCAAUGACUGGCCGCUGGAAAACGACGGUAAAAGAAUCGGGAAAUGGUUUAAUCUCGCCCUCACCAACAGCUUACUGCCAAUGUCCCUUUCACCUUUGGUUCGUGCUGGGAACAACAAGGUCAAGGAAAUCAAUGACCUGAUCAACAAAGCCAGCGAAGAAUUACGUUCCCAGGCACGUACGGAGGGCGUCUACUGCAUGCUCUACAUUUGGACCGCCAUAGCCUGAGUCUUUGAUUGUAGACAAAGUCGCUCACGUCUGACCGCUAGUCCAGACCAAGCUGUUCAAAAUUGGCACCGUCUUUGUCCAAGGCUUGUGCGAUGCAACGGCCCAGAGCUGCUGACAGUAGUCUCUGAAUUUUGAAAUAAAGUUGUAACUAAUGAGUUACCAUCUCUUUACCCCAAGCUUUGGUGACUCUAAGGAUGAGAUUGAGGCGUCUCGAGACUUGCUGUUCAACCUUGUUGAACUUUUCCACUCGUUGGUAUCCUAUCUUGAAGAUGUUGUUGGAAUACGAGGUUCUAGAAUGGCUGAAAAAUCCAAAGUUUACGUCUUUUGGGCUAAAAGACUAUAGCCGGCUGAGAAUCAGGCUGAUGCAGUUCAAGCAAAAUUGCUUCAAAAGUAUAGCAGUCAAAAAC
Messenger RNA from Pyricularia grisea, 1292 nucleotides. RefSeq lists its product as uncharacterized. The transcript has 6 exons. Lineage: Eukaryota; Fungi; Ascomycota; Sordariomycetes; Magnaporthales; Pyriculariaceae. The record is from RefSeq and is a predicted model, not a curated record. The coding region runs from base 199 to 885 and encodes 228 amino acids.